Molecule: messenger RNA, 995 nt
Organism: Lactuca virosa
Lineage: Eukaryota; Viridiplantae; Streptophyta; Magnoliopsida; Asterales; Asteraceae
Source: the annotation of a GenBank genome assembly
AAAUUAAAAAAGAAAAGGAUGCGAGAAGAAAUCGGCAUAUGUGUACAAAGAGGAAGAGCGUCAAAGAGAACGGAGGGACGUAUUAAUGGAGGAGAGAGGAAACGAGAGAUGGAGCGCUGCGAUCGCCAAUCUAUCCGAGAUAUCUAACAAUCUUGAUUCCCUCGAGAACUUACUCAUCAAGAAAGCUGUCUACGUCGAUGAAGAUACUUUUAACAAAGCCUCCUUAAUCUCCGAUCAAGCCCGUACUAUCAAGGUUCUUGAACAAAGGGUAGAGACUUUAGAAAGAGAGUUGGAUGCUGCCAUUUCAGCUGCAGCUCGUGCUCGGACAGAAAAACGACAUGCUGAAGCAGGCCAAAAGGCUGCUGAGUUAAGAGCACAAGAAAUCACCAAGGAGCUUGAGAAUACCACAAAAGUGUUUGAAUUGCACAUGGAAGAAUUAAGAGCAAAACAAGAUGAGAUUUUGAAACGGGAUAACGAGAUUAAACUUCUAGAAGCUAUAAUUCAGACACUUGGAGGAAAAGACUCAACUUAACUCUCUAGCAGAUAGUAAUGUGAUGACAAGAUUGCCCCUCAUACCUACUUUGGAUUUCUCAGUAUCCUUAUUUAUGUGAUUUGGUUCGUAGAAUGUUUCUUGAAUGAAUAUUGAAUAAAAUAUGUCCUUUAAACAACUCUCCACCCUCAUUAAGAAUUAGGAAUUGUGAAAUCUAUCCAACAUGGAAUUUAAAAGAUUCCCACAGAAUUGAAUUCCAAAUACGUCCUGUCCUGGAAUGGAAUUUUGAAUUCCAACUCCGUCCAAAUCAGUAAAGUCAGUAAUGCCUGGUUACAACUUCACAUUUGGUAAGUUGAUAUUUCAGGUUAGCUUUGAAUUUGAUUGAUAAUUGCAUAUAUAAUAUAUUUAAAUUCCCCCUUUUAGUAGUCUUUUAAAGUGGAAAGUAAAUUAUAAGCAAGAGGAUGGAAAUGCACUUUUUUCUUAAAUUUAAAACUAAUUUUUAGUU